AUGGUUUCUCCUCUUGCACUCAUCUUCAUGACCCAGUGGCUGCUGCUGAUCGCCCAGUUGUGUGUUGGCUGGCACUGCACAGACUGUGAACUCACUGUUAGAAAUUUGAUGCUGAAUCAGUGGAAAAUGGAACUGAGUUGGAUGAGCAGCAUGAAUUUCACUGAGGACUGAUGUUCAGUGACUGCAGGAGAUUUUACUGAGACUAUAAUGGCAGGGAAUAUGAAGUGCAUGUUUGGAAACACAGCACCUCCUCUGCACAAUGGGGCAAGCUUUUCUGUUACAGUAGUGAACAUGAAUGGCACAUACUCAAGCAUAAAUACUCCUGUGUUUGCAGGCAUGAAUGGGUCAGCCAUUGAAAACUUCUCCUGUGUGAUUUAUAACAUUUCCCUCAUGAACUGCACUUGGCAAGCAGGCAGAGAUGCUCCAAGAGAUACCCAGUAUUUUCUCUACUGGCAGAACUCGAGAUAUGACAAUAUGAUGGAAUGUGAGUUUUACAUUAAAGAUGAAAAUGGCAGAAACAUGGGAUGUAGAUUCCAAAAUGUGAGGAUAGAGGCUGAAAAAGCUUACUUCCUGGUCAACGGGUCUAGCAGAGACUCCCUGAUCCAGUUCUAUGAGGAAUACAUUCAACUGUAUAAAAUUGAAAAGCUCAUGCCCCCUUCAAAUAUCACUGUUAACUGUGAUGAAAUUAAAAGUGAUUGCAUAAUUCAAUGGCAACGACCCCAAAUAAGUCAUUCUAAUAAAGACAAAUGUUUUAAAUAUGAAAUCGACAUAAAGUAUGAG
Molecule: messenger RNA, 780 nt
Organism: Pterocles gutturalis (yellow-throated sandgrouse)
Lineage: Eukaryota; Metazoa; Chordata; Aves; Pterocliformes; Pteroclidae
Product: granulocyte-macrophage colony-stimulating factor receptor subunit alpha-like
Exons: 6
Biological process (GO): immunoglobulin mediated immune response; cytokine-mediated signaling pathway
Cellular component (GO): membrane; external side of plasma membrane
Molecular function (GO): cytokine receptor activity; protein binding
Source: RefSeq, a predicted model, not a curated record